This is a messenger RNA of Caenorhabditis briggsae, 351 nucleotides long. Lineage: Eukaryota; Metazoa; Nematoda; Chromadorea; Rhabditida; Rhabditidae. The record is from RefSeq and is a predicted model, not a curated record. The transcript is spliced from 3 exons. Bases 1 to 351 code for a protein of 116 amino acids.
AUGCUUAUGUGGCAUGACUACGAAGUAAACAUUGGAAAUAAUUUCUUGUUUCUCAGAGAGUGUAGCGACUUGAGAGACGCAGAGAAAUUCAAUAGUGAUUCAUCGAUGGUAGAGAGUAAAGUGAAUAGAGUAGACGCAGAGAAACAUGAAGUUCGUCGUGGAUGUGGCAAAUCAUGCCAAAGGGAUCCAGCCACCUCCACCUCCUUCAUAAAUCGACUCAAUCCAAUAUGUGUUGAACGUCAACAAAAUGUUCAUGAACGUCAAGAAACACUGUUGAGCUCCGAGCAAAAAUCAACUGGACAGAGAGAAUCGGAAAAGGAAAAGGACUGCUGGACAAUAAAAAUGUAUUGA